AUGGAACAAAGAGGACGCCGGACUCGGCAGGAGCGGAGGCAAUGGAUAGCGUACAUGCUGACUUUGGUUACGUUUUGGAGCGCAGCAUCAGCUCAGAUCAGAUAUUCUAUGUCUGAAGAGAUGAAAGAAGGAACUGUUGUGGGAAAUGUUGCGAAGGAUUUGGGACUAGAUAAGAGUACACUAAAGGAAAGAGGGUAUCGUAUUGUUUAUGGCUCGACAGAGCCCCCAUUUCGGGUGAAUCAGGACGAUGGUAUCUUGUAUGUAAACCGGAAAAUUGACCGAGAGGAAGUGUGCGACCGAAGCAAGGUUUGUUUGAUUAAUUUAAAAACCGUGUUAGAAAACCCACUAGAGGUCCAUUAUGUAGCGGUGGAGAUUUUGGAUGUAAACGACCACUCCCCCAGCUUCCCCGAAAAUGAAAAGGUAUUAGAAAUUUUUGAAUCUGCAUUACCAGGAGCAAGAUUUCAGUUACAAGCUGCUCGUGAUGCUGAUAGUGGCCCUUUAUCUGUUCAGCAGUAUAAACUGAGCCAGAAUGAGCAUUUUCGUUUGGAGGUGAAAGAUCGCGGUGAGAACCGUAAAACUCCUAGUUUAAUUCUACAAAAGUCACUAGACAGAGAAUCUGUCAAGACUCAUGCAUUACUUCUCACAGCAGUUGAUGGAGGUAAACCUCCAAGGUCUGGAAACAUGAGAAUAAUUGUAGAUGUGUCUGAUGUCAAUGAUAACCCCCCAGUCUUUACCAAAGACGCAUACAUUGUGCAGCUAAAGGAAAAUUCGCCCAUUGGUGCGGUUGUUGUACAAGUAAAUGCGACAGAUUUGGAUGAAGGUUUAAAUGGCGAAGUUGUGUACUCGUUCGGAAAUGACGUGGAUGGAUAUGUACGUGCACUUUUUAAUUUAAACUCAGUGACUGGAGAAUUAACUGUGGCAGAAAUCAUAGAUUUUGAAGAAAGCAGCAGAUAUGAAAUUGAUAUCCAGGCAUCUGACAAGGGUACAGCUGCACUGACAACAGAUAAAAGCGUCAUAAUAAAUGUUAUUGAUGUCAAUGACAAUGCACCUGAGAUCGAGGUGACAUCCUUUUCCCGCGCUCUGCCUGAAGAUUCUAAACCCGGAACCACAGUGGCGCUGAUUAGUGUAACAGACUCAGAUUCUGAUCUCAACGGGAAAGUGAUGUGUUUUAUAAACCAGGGUGCUUCUUUUACGCUGACCCCAUCUUUACAGAAUAACAUGUACUCUCUAGUCACCAAAUCGUCUUUGGAUCGAGAACAACAGUCGCACUAUGAUGUAACAAUUGUCGCUAAAGACGCAGGUGAACCAUCCUUGUCAUCUGAGAAGACAAUAAGCAUCUUUGUGUCAGAUGUAAAUGAUAACUGCCCAGAAUUUUUACUGAACCCUUAUAGUUUCUACAUUACUGAGAAUAACGCUCCAGGAGACUUUGUGUUCUCAGUGAAAGCUUCUGACCGUGACGAGGGUGACAAUGCUUUUAUUUCAUAUCAUAUUUUAAGAGAUAGCAGAACAGAAAAUAGUCUAACUUCGUUUUUGAAUAUUAAUUCAGAAAAUGGAAAUAUUCUGGCACUUAAAACCUUUGACUUUGAGACAGUGAAAACCUUCCAGUUCCAAGUUGUCGCCACAGACUCUGGAACUCCAUCACUGAGCAGCAACGUCACAGUGAAUGUGUUCAUUCUGGAUCAGAACGACAACGGGCCAGUCAUCUUAUAUCCGGUGAGCGCGAACGGCUCUGCUGAAGGUGUGGAGGAGAUUCCCCGCAAUGUGAACGCAGGCCACUUGGUGACUAAAGUGAGAGCCUAUGAUCCAGACAUAGGAUACAACGGUUGGUUGUUAUUUUCACUGCAGGAAGUGAGUGACCACAGUCUGUUUGGUUUGGAGCGCUAUACAGGACAGAUAAGAACACUUCGCUCAUUCACAGAGACAGACGAGACUGAGCAUAAACUGGUCAUACUGGUGAAAGACAAUGGAAACAUUUCCCUCUCAGCAACAGCCACUGUGAUUGUCAAGGCUGUAGAGCCCAAAGAGGCGUUUGCAGCUUCAGAUACUAAAGGUGCAGCGAAAGAUGAGGAGGAGAGUAAUGUGACAUUUUAUUUGAUGAUAACUUUGGCCUCAGUUUCAGCACUUUUUCUUAUCAGUAUCAUCGUGUUGAUUGUAAUGCAGUGCUCCAAACCCACAGACUAUUCCUCCAAAUAUCUACAAGACACGAACUACGACGGGACACUGUGCCACAGCAUCCAGUACCGAUCAGGAGAUAAACGUUACAUGUUAGUUGGACCCAGAAUGAGUAUAGGAUCUACUAUUGUACCGGGCAGUAAUGCGAAUACUCUCGUUGUCUCUGACAGGAGACGGACAUCUGGAGAGGUAAGACACUGUCAAUCACUGUCAUCAGUCGUAACCCAUAACCUUCCUCUCAUAUACUUACUUUUUCGAAGUUCGAGUAAGUCGUUCUCGUCACAGUAUUUUAUUUAA
This is a messenger RNA of Myripristis murdjan (pinecone soldierfish), 2469 nucleotides long. RefSeq names its product protocadherin beta-15-like. Gene Ontology annotation, molecular function: calcium ion binding. Gene Ontology annotation, cellular component: plasma membrane. The transcript has a single exon. NCBI's taxonomy places the organism in Eukaryota, Metazoa, Chordata, Actinopteri, Holocentriformes, Holocentridae. Gene Ontology annotation, biological process: homophilic cell-cell adhesion. The record is from RefSeq and is a predicted model, not a curated record. The coding region runs from base 1 to 2469 and encodes 822 amino acids.